Anarrhichthys ocellatus (wolf-eel) is the source of this 2330-nucleotide messenger RNA. RefSeq names its product cytochrome P450 3A30. NCBI's taxonomy places the organism in Eukaryota, Metazoa, Chordata, Actinopteri, Perciformes, Anarhichadidae. Bases 62 to 1588 code for a protein of 508 amino acids. Gene Ontology annotation, molecular function: steroid hydroxylase activity; iron ion binding; heme binding. The record is from RefSeq and is a predicted model, not a curated record. The transcript is spliced from 14 exons.
AUUCAGUCAGAGCUCAGUGCAAAACUGAGGUCACUCCAACUUGGCCGAGCAAGAGAGAGCAAUGGACUAUCUUCCUUUCUUCUCAGUUGAAACAUGGAUUCUACUGAUCACAUUUAUCUGCCUUUUUGUCAUAUAUGGCAACUGGACUCAUGGAAUAUUUGAGAAGUUGGGGAUCCCAGGUCCCAAGCCGUACAUUUACUGGGGCACAAUUGGCAGGAACCACCCAGUUUACUACGAGGAUGACAACCUAAGUGCUAAGAAGUAUGGGAGAGUAUGGGGACUGUAUGAGUUCAGGAGGCCCAUGCUGGUUGUGAUGGAGCCUGACAUGCUGAAAACCAUCCUGGUGAAGGAGUGCUUCACUUACUUUACCAACCGGAGAAAUUUACGUCUGAAUGGGGAACUAUAUGACUCAGUGUCUACAGCCGAGGAUGAUCAAUGGAGACGGAUUCGUAACAUCCUCACAUCCUUCUUCACCUCUCGCCGUAUAAAAGAGAUGUUUAGCAUCAUGAAACAUCAUUCCAGCAAACUGACAGCCAGCCUGCAGUCCAAGGCGCACAAUAAUGAAGUUAUUACUGUAAAAGACUUCUUUGGAGCUUACAGUAUGGAUGUGAUGACGAGCUGUGCAUUCAGUGUGGAUGUGGACUCAAUCAACAACCCCUCAAGUCCCCUCAUCAUCCAUGCUUCCAAGUUGUUCAGACUCCCCAUAUCUGUCAUCCUUCUCCAAGGGUUUUUCCCUGUACUUCUUCCUCUCUUGGACCUGCUGGGUGUGUCCUUGUUCUCCAAGACCUCUACUGCUUUCUUUAAAACGCUUCUGGAGAAGAUCAGAGCCGAGCGCAAUGGGAGCUCAGACAAGAAUUUGGGAGAUAUCCUUCAACAUAUGAUCAACUCUCAGACUGCUAAUGCUCCCAGUAAAGAAAAGCAGAAUAAGGGUCUUACUGACCAUGAGAUCUUAUCCCAAGCCACAAUGUUUGUGUUUACUGGUUACGAGACGAGUGCCACCACUCUCGUUUUCUUGGCCUAUAAUUUGGCAAGAAAUCCGGAAGUCAUGAAACGCCUGCAAGAGGAGAUAGACUCUACUUUCCCUAAUAAGGGUGCAGUCCAAUAUGAAGAUCUGAUGCAGAUGGAGUACCUAGACAGUGUUGUCAAUGAGAGUCUGAGGCUCUACCCUCCAGCUGGACGUAUCGACCGAGUUGCAAAAGAAACGGUCAAGAUCAGUGGAAUCACAAUCCCAAAGGACAUGAUGGUUAUGAUUCCAGUCUACGCUCUUCACCGCGACCCUGAGCUGUGGCCAGAGCCAGAGGAGUUCAAACCUGACAGGUUUAGUACGCAGAACAAGCAGAGCAUCAACCCGUACACUUACCUGCCAUUUGGGUACGGGCCAAGGAACUGUUUGGGGAUGCGAUUUGCUCUGGUGUUGGUUAAACUGGCCUUGGUGGAAGUUUUGCAGAACUACAGCUUCUCCGUCUGCGGAGAGACAGAGAUCCCUUUGACGAUGGAUCCUAAAAGCCUUGUUGGACCCCUAAAUCCAAUCAAACUAAAGGUGGGGACACGUUCAAUCACCUCAGGAAAUGAGGACAAGUCCAACUAGGAUGUACCCGGAGAGAGAUGUUUCUCAAGGCUGAAUUAUCCUCAAAAUGUAUAAUUUGAGUAACUGAAAAUGCUAGUUAAAGUUUAUUACUAUAACUUUUCAAUCUGUAGCAGAAGUUUGUAAUCUGACCUGAAUCCAAACAGACACAGUGAUAGUCAAUCAUGUUGAGUUUUGAACAAGAACACGACGGGGAUUUAUACAGUAUGUGCAUCGGACGGUUUUGAAUAUCUAAACACCAAUGAAUAAUGUAUUGGGUAAUGAUGCAAAUAUGUUGCCUUCCAAAUUUGUUGAAGAUUAUAAGAAAUGAUGAUGAGAUUAGAUGAAAAAGAUUUUUAUAAACUGUCAAAAUUGCGGGAAAUUGCAGAUGUCAAGACGACACGAGGACAUGAAUGAAUGUUUUGUGUUAUAUCUAAAUUAUCAAAGUGAUUGUAUCAUAGUUAUAUGGAGCAUAAUCAGUAAACUGUGACAUUGUUUAAUAAAUACCAUAAAGGACACCCCAUGAGUGCAUGGAAACAAGUAGAGACCAGCCAACCAACCCCGAGGCUAGUCGAGCUGUUGAGUGAUACUGCUCAUUACUGAGCCACUUGACACAGAGAGGGUAAAAACACGAGUUAAAGAGUAACAGAACAGAAUCCAGAGCACACCUAUGCUUAAUGACCAGAAAGACUCUCAGCUCCUUUAAAUCAAGAUUGAAGACUUUUGUUUGCUGCUGCCUUUAAUUGAACCAGAUUCAAGAAUAUUA